This is a messenger RNA of Neltuma alba, 1259 nucleotides long. Its product is annotated as peroxidase A2-like. The transcript has 4 exons. Bases 50 to 1120 code for a protein of 356 amino acids. Gene Ontology annotation, molecular function: peroxidase activity; heme binding. Gene Ontology annotation, biological process: hydrogen peroxide catabolic process; response to oxidative stress. The record is from RefSeq and is a predicted model, not a curated record. Lineage: Eukaryota; Viridiplantae; Streptophyta; Magnoliopsida; Fabales; Fabaceae.
CACACAAGAAAUUAAGCCUCUCAGUUCAUAGAGAGAAAAGAAGCCAAGUAUGAGUUCUCUUCGUGUCUCAGUGGCAGCUCUAUGCUGUGCAUUGGUAGUGUUCGCAGGAACAAUAAUAUCAGUUUCAUAUGGUCAGUUAGAUCCUUCGUUUUACAAAAGCACAUGUCCAAACGUGCAUGCGAUUGUAAGAGAGGUUGUUCAUAAUGCUUCAAGAUCUGAUCCUCGUGUUGGUGCCAGUCUCAUCAGGCUUCACUUCCAUGAUUGCUUUGUCCAAGGUUGUGAUGCAUCAAUAUUAUUGAACAAGACAGACACAAUAGACAGCGAGCAAGAUGCUUUUCCAAAUGUUGACUCAAUCAGACGAUUGGAUGUCGUCAACAACAUCAAAUCUGCGGUGGAAGCAGCUUGUCCGGCCACCGUGUCUUGUGCUGAUAUUCUCGCCCUUGCUGCAGAAAUCUCUGUUGUUUUGGAUGAUGGAAACGGUUGGAAAGUUCCACUGGGACGAAGGGACAGCACAACAGCGAACCGAACGUUGGCAAAUACGAACCUUCCAGGUCCCCGCCUCUCUUUGGAUGAACUCAAAGCAUCCUUCGCUGUUCAGGGCCUCAACACCACUGAUCUCGUUGCCCUCUCUGGUGCUCACACGUUCGGAAGAGCACACUGCAGAAAUUUUCAGGACAGAUUAUACAAUUUCAGUUCCACAGGCCAACCCGAUCCAAAUCUCAACACAACCUACCUUUCAUCCCUGCGACUCAUAUGCCCUCCAAAUGGAACCGGCGGCUCCAACUUGACCAAUCUCGACUUUACCACUCCUAACACGUUCGACAAGAACUAUUACACCAACCUCCAAGUUCACAAGGGCCUUCUUAACAGUGACCAAGUCUUGUUCUCCACUUCUGGUGCAGACACUAUUGCCAUUGUCAAUAGCUUUGCCAGUAACCAGUCCGUUUUCUUCACUCAGUUCGCAGCUUCCAUGAUCAAAAUGGGAAAUAUCAGCCCUUUGACUGGCUCUCAAGGUGAAAUUCGAUCUCAGUGUAACUUUGUGAACUCAGAUUCCGCUCGCUUAAGCGCUGUGGCUUCCACCAAAGAAUCUGAUCGUGAUGUUCUAGUCAGCUCAAUCUGAAGGAGUUGAUCGAUCGAUGGGUCGAUUUAGUGAUCUGUGUAGGAGUGUGCGUGCCAUGUACCUGUGUCCCGUGUUAAGUGGUCAUAAUAACUUUUGUAUUAUGCCACUGGUAAUAAUAAUGACAUCUGUGUUUCUUAUA